Miniopterus natalensis is the source of this 1208-nucleotide messenger RNA. RefSeq names its product charged multivesicular body protein 4A (gene CHMP4A). Gene Ontology annotation, cellular component: ESCRT III complex; multivesicular body; cytoplasmic side of plasma membrane. NCBI's taxonomy places the organism in Eukaryota, Metazoa, Chordata, Mammalia, Chiroptera, Miniopteridae. The record is from RefSeq and is a predicted model, not a curated record. Gene Ontology annotation, biological process: vesicle budding from membrane; late endosome to vacuole transport via multivesicular body sorting pathway.
AAAAAAUAUCGUCAGGUGAGGAUUUAAAAAAAAUAAAAUAAAAAUAAAGGAGCAUGUGGUUUGGGGGCUGGUGACUCGUGUCACGUGAUAGCAGUGGCUUCCUUGGCGCCUGUUGAUGAUGCUGCCGAUGCCCCAAGAAGGGAUUGGCCGAGGCGGGCCUCUGAGUCAUGAAAUGCACUCUCCCAGGAACUUGCAGAAGUGUGCGGACGCCUCGGGCAGAGGCGAGGGAGGCUGGGCUUGCGAUGAGUGGUCUCGGCAGACUCUUCGGGAGGGGGAAGAAGGAGAAGGGGCCAACCCCUGAAGAGGCGAUACAGAAACUGAAGGAGACGGAGGCAAUACUGAUCAAGAAGCAGGAGUUUCUGGAGCAGAAGAUUCAACAGGAACUACAAACAGCCAAGAAACAUGGGACCAAGAAUAAGAGAGCUGCCCUACAGGCUUUGCGGAGGAAGAAAAGAUUGGAACAGCAGCUGGCACAAACUGAUGGGACAUUAUCCACCCUGGAGUUUCAGCGUGAGGCCAUUGAGAAUGCCACCACCAAUGCAGAAGUGCUUCGCACCAUGGAGCUUGCUGCCCAUAGCAUGAAGAAAGCCUACCAGGACAUGGACAUUGACAAGGUGGAUGAACUGAUGGGCAACAUCACAGAACAACAGGAGGUGGCCCAGCAGAUCUCUGAUGCCAUUUCUCGGCCUGUGGGCUUUGGAGAUGACGUGGAUGAGGAUGAACUGUUGGAGGAGUUAGAGGAGCUGGAGCAGGAGGAAUUGGCCCGGGAGCUGUUACGUGUGGGCGACAAGGAGGAAGAACCCCCAGUCAAACUGCCCAGUGUACCCUCUACCCAUCUGCCUGCAGGGCCAGCUCCCAAAGCGGAUGAAGAUGAAGAAGCACUAAAGCAGUUGGCUGAGUGGGUAUCCUGAUGAGUCUAGGCUUAUCUUCUGGACGCUGCCUUCGUUGGUCUCUUUUCCUUAAAUGCCAAGUGCUGAGCUAAAGGAACAUAGCCUUUUUGGGGGACCCUGCUGGGUGGUGGUAUUGUCCUGCCUGAGAAAGGGUCUGUUGCCCUCCCAUCCCUGGCUCAACUCUGAAGAAGGAUCUGGGUGCAGGAGGAGCCCCCGGGCUCCCUUCUCCUUGAUAGCAGUUACAGUGCCCUUGCUUUCAAUAAAAUUGGGCAGGUGGAACCCUAGUUCUUAUACUACCUUGUCUGCACUUGAAACUCU